Salmo salar (Atlantic salmon) is the source of this 6246-nucleotide messenger RNA. RefSeq names its product adenosine deaminase RNA specific B1b (gene adarb1b). Gene Ontology annotation, cellular component: cytoplasm; nucleolus. The record is from RefSeq and is a predicted model, not a curated record. Gene Ontology annotation, molecular function: double-stranded RNA adenosine deaminase activity; double-stranded RNA binding; tRNA-specific adenosine deaminase activity. Gene Ontology annotation, biological process: adenosine to inosine editing; RNA processing. Lineage: Eukaryota; Metazoa; Chordata; Actinopteri; Salmoniformes; Salmonidae.
CCAGGCAACGAGCCAGAGGCAGCCUGUGAUAGGUUGAGGGACAGUGUGACGUGUCAGUGAGACGCUAUAGAAGCACCGAGCUGGCGGGAGCAAGCUGCCUCUUCUGCCUGGAGAGAAGGAGUGGAAAAGAAAGAGCGAGGGAGUGCGAGAGCGAAAUAUAGGACCAACUCCUUGUGACGUUCUACAACUCUCUGAGGAACAGCACCAGUCCUCUCCUCUGAGAAUAUCCACUUCCCUCCCACACACUCUCUAUCUGCUUCCCUCCAACUAGGUGGAGGGAGACAGAAACCAAGAAAGAAAAAAAGAGAGACUGAGAGAGGGAGGUUGAGGGUAGUAAGUGUUCCAUCACAUGGCUAGAAUCUAGAGGGCCAGUAGGGAGCGUUUCCAGGGCAGGAGAGCAGUGUGGUAGCCCGUGAAGGACAGAACAGCAUGGCCCUGUUCAGCACUGGCCCUCAGAGCCUGGGCUCCUACUACUGCCUCAUCCGCAGGAGGUUCAAGAGGAGGCGCAAGAAACGCAGCGAGCGCCAAGGUGGAGCCGGAGCUCGGCAGCCCCGGGCCCAGCAGAAGCUCUUCAUCAUGGACGUGGAUGAAGAGGAGAACAUGAGUUCGAGCAGCACCGACGUUAAGGAAAACCGUAACCUGGACAACGUCUCCUCCAAAGAGGGGGCAGCUGUAGGCGAGCAGCUCCCCAAUGGCAGUGGCGGGGGCAGCAGGAAGCGCCCCCUAGAGGAGGGCAACAAUGGCCACACGCUGUCCAAGUUCCGGGCCAAGAAGCGUAAGAAAACACCGGGCCCGGUUCUACCAAAGAAUGCCCUUAUGCAGCUGAAUGAAAUCAAGCCGGGGCUACAGUAUAAGCUGCUGUCUCAAACAGGUCCGGUCCAUGCUCCCGUGUUUGUCAUGACCGUUGAGGUCAACGGACAACUGUUCGAGGGCUCAGGUCCGACUAAGAAGAAGGCCAAGCUGAAUGCGGCAGAGAAGGCCCUGCGCUCGUUUGUCCAGUUCCCCAACGCCUCCGAGGCGCACCUGGCUAUGGGCCGGACACUGACAGUCAACACGGACUUCACAUCCGAUCAGGCCGACUUCCCAGACAUGCUCUUCAAUGGGUUUGAGACGCCCGUACCACCCGAGGACUCCUUUUACCUGGGAUCCAAUGGCAGCGGCUCCUUAAACUCGCUGGGAGAGUAUGCCCUGCCCUCCACGCCAGGUGCUAACCUUGCCCAGGCGCCGUUGCCCCCUCCCUCCUCCUUCACCUCAAACUCGAGCGGCAAGAAUCCCGUCAUGAUCCUCAACGAGCUGAGGCCGGGCCUCAAGUACGACUUUGUGUCGGAGAGCGGUGAGAGCCACGCCAAGAACUUUGUCAUGCAGGUGUCGGUGGACUCGCAGCAGUUUGAGGGCUCUGGACGAAACAAGAAGCUGGCCAAGGCCCGGGCCGCCCAGGCAGCCCUCUCAGCCCUCUUCAACAUGCAGCUGGACCAGACACCCUCCCGACAGCCCAUCCCCAGAGAGGGACUGCAGCUCCACCUACCCCAGGUUCUCGCUGACGCCGUCUCUCGCCUGGUGGUGGACAAGUUCAGCGAGCUGACGGACAACUUCACCUCGCCCCACGCGCGACGGAAAGUCCUGGCGGGAGUCGUCAUGACAACAGGCACAGACGUGAAAGAGGCCCAAGUGAUCUGCGUCUCCACGGGCACCAAGUGCAUCAACGGCGAGUACAUGAGCGACCGCGGCCUGGCACUCAACGACUGCCACGCAGAGAUUAUCGCCCGCCGCUCCCUCAUCCGGUACCUCUACGCCCAGCUGGAGCACUUCCUAAGCAACAACAAAGAGGAGCAGCAGAAGUCCAUAUUCAUGCGCUGUGACAAGCGUGGCUACCGGCUAAAGGACAACGUGCAGUUCCACCUCUACAUCAGCACCUCGCCCUGCGGCGACGCACGCAUCUUCUCGCCGCAUGAGGCCGGCAUGGAAGACCAAGGAGACCGCCACCCCAACCGGAAGGCACGGGGCCAGCUGAGGACCAAGAUAGAGUCUGGGGAGGGGACCAUCCCUGUGAGGACCAGCAACACCAUCCAGACAUGGGAUGGGGUGCUGCAGGGAGAGAGGCUGCUCACCAUGUCCUGCAGUGACAAGAUCGCAAGAUGGAACGUGCUGGGCAUCCAGGGCUCUCUGAUGAGCUACUUCACGGAGCCCAUCUACUUCUCCAGCAUCAUCCUGGGCAGCCUGUACCACGCCGACCACCUCUCCCGGGCUAUGUACCAGCGCAUUGCCGACAUCGAGGACCUGCCCCAACAGUUCAGCCUCAACAGGCCUCUACUGAGCGGCAUCAGCAACGCAGAGGCGAGGCAGCCGGGCAAGGCGCCCAACUUCAGCGUGAACUGGGCGGUGGGCGACCAGGCGCUGGAGGUCAUCAACGCCACCACGGGCAAAGACGACAUGGGGCGCGCCUCGCGCCUCUGCAAGCACGCCCUCUACAGCCGCUUUAUUCGCCUGCACUCCAAGUUGUCAUCCACACUGAGGAUCAAGGUGUCCAAGCCCAGCUCGUACCACGACGCCAAGGAGGCGGCGGUAGAGUACCACAACGCCAAGCAGACGCUGAUCAAGGUCUUCCACAAGUCGGGCCUGGGGGCCUGGGUGAAGAAGCCCAUCGAGCAGGACCAGUUCUCCCUCAACUCCUGAUCGGGCGAUUAGGGGGGAACCUCUUCACUCAACCCACCGCACCCCAACCCCCCCUCUCUAGACCUGAGAGAGGCUCUUCGAAACUACCAGCCACUGAGACUUCAAGUGUGUGUGUGUGUGUGUGCGUACAUGCGUGUGUGUGAGAAAUAAUGCACGUGGUUCUGGCCACCUCCCUCCGCUCUCAUUCCUCAUCGCUGUGACGUCAUCACUUGCUGUGUCUGUUUGUUUUAAACCAACUAAAAUUCAAAUACCUUUUUAUGUCCUUAUGGAAAUAAAAAUGUAUCGUAUUUUAAACUGGAAUCCUUUUUAGUCGUUUUUUGUUGUUGUUGUUGUAAGACUUUACAUGAGGUUGUCCAUAUACCAUGUAGUUACUAUGUAAGUACUUCUGUAACUAGAAUGUACAAUGAUUGGCCGGAUUCCAUUUCAGUUAAAUGUAAUUACACUAGGAAGCCCAAAUGCCGUAUGACUUCAUGGUGUAUUUUUUUACGUAUUGUGAGAUUUGACCUUUUCCUUUCCAAUUUUAUUACAUUCUUGCCCCUGUAUUAAAUGCACAUAGGACAUGAUGCUAAAUACUCAUCCAAAAUGGUGGUUACAGUCAUUGAAUCAUCACUCAUUUGAAAUAUUCUCUUGUGAACAUUUUACGCUUAUUUAUUUGAUGACGUUGUUGGUCAUUGAAACCAUUCCCAUUCCUAUUCCAUACUUGAACAGGGGCCCUGGUGAAGGCUGUCGAUGAUUCCCCUCGAGUCCUUUGGCCUAGGGAGUUUAGGGGAUUGCACGUUUUUUUCUUAUUGACUUAAGCCAUGGCUUUGCAUGGGAACUGUCUCCGAGGUCUGCAGAGCUGAUUUGGUAGGGAACCACCAGGAUCUCCUCGAGUGAAUUUUGAAUGCCAGCAUCUUAUUUCUGCACAGGCAGCUUCAAAUCAUUUUUCUCUCUUUGUAUGUGUUUGUUUUUGGGGAGGGAGGGGCUUUGUUUUUAGAAUUGCAACUUUUUGUUUUUGAGGAUUGAAGGAUUACACUGCAACUGAUAAUGACAGGAAUGAAGUCUUUCCAUCAAUGACACUGCAUAGGAGCUACAUUACACCUUCAUAAGCAUGAGCCUCAUGGACAUUAUGCAUCCAUGCCCUGGGCAUUUAUAAAUGCUUAUGUUAACAACCUCAGUUUGAUAUGUCAUGGUCAUGCUACACAACAUAACAUGACAUAACACAUCUUGUGUCAAUCUGGGGUUGUUAUGAAGGUGUAAAGUAGUCCAUAUGUCAUUCAUAGAGAGCUGGGAAGAGCGUAUGUCAUCAUUUAAAUACCUUUUAAAGGCCCAAUGCAGCCGUUUUUAUAUCAAUAUCAAAUCAUUUCUGGGUAACAAUUAAGUACCUUACUGUAAAGAUUUCCAUCAAAAUGGGCAAAAAUGUAUUUUUAACAAAAAGCAAGAAUUUUGUUGGACUGUCUGGAGUAAACUAGUUGUUAUUGGCAGAGAGGUUUGGAACUUUCUUUGUUAUUGGUCUAUUAACCAAUUUACAGCAUGGUGAUGUCACCAUGGAAAGCCGAAACUCCCGCCCAUGCAAACCUGCUGAUUAAAAAGUACUGUGUAGAUUGUAUUUUCAACCAGCAACUAUCAGGAAAUAACACUGAUCAACAUUUUUUCACACUUUUCUAGUGUUAGUUUAAUCAGUUGUUGUACAAAAUGAUAUAAAACACAGGAAAAACUGCACUGGGCCUUUAAAGGCAACACGAAUGCUGAUUGCUCAUUGUGUGAGUAAACUUCCAAGGGAACACAAAGAAACGCAUGAGAGUUUUUACAAAGUUGAGUUUGGUACCACCCACCCACCAAAUGACCAAUCUGUGUAUGCUCGCUCCAAGUCCUAUUGGUCCAUAUACCUGGGACUCCUAUAAGCCCUCUUCUCCACUGUCUGCCGUGUGCUAAUCUUUUCUAUUUCAACUAUUUCUACAACAUGAUAAACUCUGGAUGCCAGUAAUGACAACUCGCUACUGUAUUACCUGUGUGUUCUCUCUUAUAGACUGGUCAUAUACCUGAAUUAUCAGCAUUGUACAUUUGUUUAUUAUUGAACGUUGUGCGUUGCACUUGAUGGCCAGUGACAAACCACAAUUUGAACCGACACGCUGCAAAGGAAUUGAUAUGAGAUAUUCUUUACUUAGUGUAUUUUUAUAUCCAAUAUAUUUGGUUCAAAACAGCAGGGGAAGGUGUUUUGGUUUGAGUCCCAGCAUUGUGUGUGUUGUGUGUAUGUCUAGAGUGAGGUGAGUGUGUGUGUGCGUGUAUAUGUGUGUGCGCAUGACACAGCUCGAUAAACGUCAUAACAGGAUAUUGGGGAUUGCUGUGGAAUCUUCACCAAAGAGUAUGUCCUUGUGUUUCCCCACAAUUUUCUUUUGAGCAACAAAAUACAAAUUGGGGAAUUAUUUUUUUAACACCUGUGUUUCUCACACACAAAUUGCCGAUUUUAAAAUAUUACAAUGUUUUAGUUAUUGUACUUUCAUUUUACCAAUUUUAUUUUAUUUGUAUAAAACGAUGGGUUUGUGUUCUGUUGUAUUCCAGCUUUGUGAUGGAAUCUUACUUGUCGGGAUCUUUCAGUAUUUCUGUAGCUGUUGAUUACCAAGGUGUAAAUAUUGUGAACCUCUCUGAUGUUAUAUUGCUGUGGAAUGAUGGGGAUAGGAUUAAUACUGGUUAAAAAUGUGAUGCCUGUGCAACUAUUCUUCCUUCGCUGUCUAGUUCUUGUUUCCCCCCCCAGGAAACCACUGGGAUGUAUUUGAUUUGUUUUUGUCCUUUACUUAGAACUCUUUUUUUUUCUUUCUAUUUUUUUUUAAAGCUAGUCAGGUUCUUUCACUGCAACGGCCAGAGAUUUGCUAGUCAUUGUAGAGCAAAAGUCAAAUGUCCUUUGUUGCUGUGUCCUUGUGAUACAAAUGUAUGUUCUGAAUCAUGUACGUCCCCCUAUCCCCACCGACAGAGGGGGAAUCAUGCCACGAUGCAGGCCUCAGCCAAGAGAACUGGAUCAAGGUCACAAGCAAUAUAACCCCCAACGUCCCUUUUAAUGAGGCCCAACCAGGAACGGGAGCAAAAAUAAUGGCUCCCCCCCUCUGUUUCCCCCCCUUGUCGUAAUCUCUUUAUAAACUGACUAUCUGAAACUUUCUUUAAAGACUGCCUGCUUCUCUAUAGUAUGAUCCUUAUUUUUUUUGACUGCACUAAAGAUGUCAAUCGAUGAUGUCAUGACACAAACCGUCCCCCAAAAUGGACAGGUCGAAACUAUUUCCAAGAAACUGAACUGCAACCCUAUAGCCUAGUGGUCCCAGUGGUCUAUAGUCCCCAGUCGUUUGGUCAAGACGGUCGGCCGCCCUGACCGCGUUGUGAUUGGUGACUGUUAGUGGUCCACUCCGGUGGUCAGAGAACUCCUCCUCACCCCACGUCCGCUGUGCAAUCUCUACCCGGACCACCAUCUUGCAUGUGCUCCCACUCUGAAGCUGCACCUAAAGCAUGACGACAUACUUUUAAAUGACUCGUAUGUAGAAAAAACGGAUAAAUAGAUAUAUUAAAAUGAGCAAAAAAAAAUAAAGAAGACCAUAGUUUACUUUC